Thrips palmi is the source of this 972-nucleotide messenger RNA. RefSeq lists its product as uncharacterized. NCBI's taxonomy places the organism in Eukaryota, Metazoa, Arthropoda, Insecta, Thysanoptera, Thripidae. The record is from RefSeq and is a predicted model, not a curated record. The transcript is spliced from 3 exons. The coding region runs from base 58 to 594 and encodes 178 amino acids.
GCAGGCGUGGCGUGCGACGACAGUGCGAAGGGCCCAAGGGGUGGCACGGGGGCGGUCAUGCUAUGCGUGGCAGUGCGUGCCGAAGUCGCAGCAGGAGCGGCCGACUCAGUGUGUUGCACGGAGACAAUCGCGAAGGCUGGUGCGUGCACAGGCUGCUGCCUCAUCGACUUCCAGACGACACGCUACUCGGCCACGGCGCUGGACCUCUCCACGCUCAUCCUGUGCUGCACGGAGAAGGUCAUGCGCGACAAGCACUGGGACGCUCUGCUCAAGCACUACCACACCGUGCUGCAGGACACGCUGAGGGCUGCGGGCAUCACGGACCCCGACUCAGUGUACUCGUGGGAACACUUCAUGCGGCGGCUAGGUGAGAUGUCGGGCUACGCGCUGCUGCUGGCCCCCAUGAUGCUGCACUUCCUCAACGCCGACCAGGCUGAGGUGAAGGAGCUGCAGGGCUCCGUGACCAGCUUGAUGAACGAGGACGACACGACGUCCCAGGCGGCGCCGGCCUCCUUCAACAUCCAGUGGAGUGCCGAGGUGAAGCGGCGCGUGGGAGACAUCGUCGACGACAUGGUGCGCUGGGGGUGGAUGUAGUCCCAGGGUGCGGUCGCCAGCGCGGGAAGGCCUGCAUCCGAGCAGACGGUUCAGGCAGCGUGCUGACCAGACUUGUUCCGUACCUUUUCUGUAUGUUUCUGUACUUUUCUUCUCCCAGUGACCAGCUGUCAAAUGACAACACACUGCGAGUCACUUCAUCGCCUACCCUCUCGUAAGUCUACGAAGCAUGUGUUUAAUUACGAAUAAUAUCAAGGCAUUGUAAAAUUGGUUCGUAGUAUGUAGGAAAUGCUUUGAUUUGCGAAGGAUUUCUUCGUAGGUUUAACACUGUUAAGAAGGCCGUUUCAAGACGACACCUUUGUCAACCGCCUGGACAACACGUUUUCUUGAUUAAAUACGAAGAAUUUGUUGCCUAAUAAU